AUGUCUUCGCGACAGACCUCGCCGCGUUCUUCAGAGCGCACCCCUCUUCUUCCCCGGCCCGAAGACGACUCGGCAGCCAGUUACACUGGCCAACCUGACGAUGCAGCCUCAAUAGCUGGCUCCGGAGCAUCGGACUUGGGGUCUGAAGAAGGCAAAAAGCGCAAGAGAUGGCCAACAGUUGUUGCUUUAUCUGUACUAUGUCUCGCAGUGGUGGUCGCAUGUUUCGGGUUCGCCCUUCCGUCGGCCGUGGAGGAAUAUGCCAAAGAAGGCGUCGUGUUCAAUCCCACGAAUAUAUCCAUCGAUUCCUUCACUUCUCUGGGAAUCCGGGCUCGAGUUCAAGGUGACUUUUAUCUCGACGCCUCGCGAGUCCGUCAUAAACCCACCCGCGACCUGGGCAGGUUUGGAACAUGGAUUGCAAGAGAGGUAGAGAGCGGAGAGUCUCUUGUGAGGGUCUAUUUGCCCGACUACGACAAUGUCUUGGUGGGCACAUUGACAAUGCCUCCACUCAAACUCAACAUUCGAAAUCGCCAUUAUAACCAUGUCGAUAUUCUAGCGGACUUGGAACCGGGCGACGUGGAUGGCAUCCGAAGAGUUGCCAAAGACUUUAUGGAUGGGAAGUUGAAGGAAAUCACUGCCAGAGCCGUUGCUACAGUCCCUGUCCGGAGUGGUCUACUCAGAUUGGGUGACCAGACGGUUGCGCAAAUCUUGAAGUUCGAGGGCCGUGAUGUCCCAUCUGUUCCGGACUUUGACCUUCGAGAGGUUCGCUUUGCCGAGUACGGAAUGCCAGGUCAUCCGGAAGGUGUCAAGGCAAUGGCUGUGGUUUCCAUCCUAAACGAUUUCCCUCUCAAGUUCGAUGUUUCCAGUUUGAAAUUUGAGGUCCUUCUUCCGGACUGCCAGAAUGAAUAUCUACGUGUUGCGACUGCAAGGACCGAUGAUAUACAUAUUCUGCCGCAGAAGAAUAUCACCGCAAGUAUCACGGCAUUGGUAAGCCAACUGCCCACGUCUCUCACCGAAGUAUGUCCAAACUCGAAGAUAUCCCCGCUGGACAGUUUUAUUGGAGAUUACCUAGCAGGACGAGAAACCACCGUGUACAUCCGAGGUGGUGAACAGGAUGAAAAUACACCUGAAUGGAUAGGAAAGAUCUUACGGGAGACGACCAUGCCUUUCUCCGUACCGGGCCAUACCUUUGACAACCUGAUCAAGAACUUUACGCUGGCAGAUGUGCAUUUCUCUCUACCUGAUCCCGUAUCACAAAGCUCACCGAAGCUGUCGGCGGUGGUGAAAGUCUUGGUCGGCCUGCCGCCGGACAUGAAUAUCAACCUGGACGUAAACAAAGUCCGGGCAGACUCGGAAGUUUUCUACAAGGGGGAUUUAUUGGGCUCGUUGGAUCUGAGCAAAUGGCAGAAAGCCAAUGCCACCAAGAUCGAAAAUGACCUUUUGGUCCAAUCCAUCGUCAAGGAUGCGCCCUUGAAGAUCAAGAACGACUCGGUUUUUGCCGGUGUGGUCCACGACCUCGUUUUCGGGAAAGGAGCCAGCUUGACGGUUCAUGCUAGUGUUGAUGUCGACACUUUGACUGCACUGGGCGAAUUUGUCGUGCGGAAGAUUCCCGCGCAGGGCAACAUCUUCAUAAAUCCUCUCUCCGGAGGAGAUUUUCAAAUGCCAGAAAUCAGUGGUAUGGAAGUCGUCAAUACUUCGAAAUCCGCAUUAACUCUGCAGGCCAGGGUUAAUGUGACGAAUCCCACCGAUUACUCCGUAUCGAUACCUUAUUGCAAUGUCAGUCUCUGGGUCAACAACACUCGAGUGGGCUAUGCAUGGCUCUCGGCGAAUGUGGUCCCCGGUCCAAACGAGAUUAUCGCGAAUGCGGCUUGGGAAGUCGGCAAAGUGGGCGGCGAAUGGUUGUCGCAGUACAUUUCCGGCCAUAACACGACAUUGACCGUCACCAGUCACGCAGACACGAUCCCCGGGUUUCCAGAUCCAAAGAUGAACAUGACGGUGCCGACCCCGAGGAUGUUCGGACAUUUUCUGAAGGAGACGACGAUGCAUAUUUUGUCGUCCACCGCUACAUUUGUUCUGGUCUCGCCGUUUGCCAUGUAUAUCAAUAGCAUUGCUGCCAACGCGUAUCACAACGGCAGUGUGAUCGGCACAAUCGAUUGGGACUAUCCCUUCGCCAUCGUAGCUGGAGAAAACCUAACACCCAGACUGCCCGUGGACUGGAACAGUAAUGCCCUAGGAACUAUUAGAGAAGCUCUUGGGGGUAGCUUGAAAGUCGAUGCGAGAGCUGACGUGGGUGUCAGGAUAGGUGAAUGGCAGGAACAGAUCUGGUACGAGGGCCAUGGACUUCGAGCGAAGAUUCGAUUAUGA
Exophiala dermatitidis NIH/UT8656 is the source of this 2361-nucleotide messenger RNA. RefSeq lists its product as uncharacterized. The record is from RefSeq and is a predicted model, not a curated record. The transcript has 2 exons. The coding region runs from base 1 to 2361 and encodes 786 amino acids. NCBI's taxonomy places the organism in Eukaryota, Fungi, Ascomycota, Eurotiomycetes, Chaetothyriales, Herpotrichiellaceae. Gene Ontology annotation, cellular component: fungal-type vacuole membrane.